AACAAGGAAUACGAUAAGAAAACAUGCCAUUUUUAUGUGGCAUCAGAAAUUUAGAAGAAAGAUAGACCCCUCAUUUGAAAUUAUGGGAGACCAUCCUCCAUCCAUUUGAUGACUUUUUUACUUCAACUAUUCUCCUUAAUCUUCUCCUCUUAAUUCUUCAUUUUCUUCCAUCCUUUUCCUAUUCUUGGCAUCCUCUAUCAUCUCAUGAUUCCUGAACUUUCUCUUCAUUCAUUCCCAUAGAAUUUCAUUUUCUUACCAAAACAUUUUCUCCUUGACCAAGAAACUAGAAACUAAAACCGCCAGCCUGCCAUUACCUUCUGCAGCCCCCAAAAGAGGUGCACGUCGCUUCUCCUGCGCGCGCACCUCCCAUAUUCAAGCGAUGACUUUCAACCUAACUGCUAUAAUACCAACCCUCUCCUUUUUCUUCCUAAUAAUUCUUCUUCAAUCCACGGUUGUUUUCUCCGUCACUGAAUCCGAAGCCCUUCUCACCUUCAAGAAUUCUCUCAUAAGCAAUCACUCUGCAUUCACCACAUGGAAAUUGCCCAAAACGCCAUGCACUGGCAACAAGGCGAACUGGGUCGGAAUCCUCUGCCAAAAAGACCACGUCUUGGGGAUACAACUAGAAGGAAUGGGGAUCUCGGGCAUCAUCCAUGUGGAGUCUCUUCAAGCAUUGCCUCAUUUGAGAACGAUGAGUUUGUCGAAUAAUAACUUGGAGGGGAAGCUACCCAAGUUAAAUAAGCUAGGGCUGAGAUCGAUUUACCUUUCUAGUAAUAAAUUCUCGGGUGAGAUCGAUGGGGAUUGCUUUGACGGAAUGAUGUCUUUGAAGAAGGUUUAUUUAGAGAAGAAUGUGUUUACCGGUCAAAUUCCGAUUUCCUUGACCAUGUUACCUAAGCUUGUGGAGUUGAACAUUGAAGGAAAUCAAUUCAGUGGAGCUAUUCCAACGUUUAAAUCUGUUCAAUUUAAGAUUCUAAAUUUGUCUAAUAACAAGUUGGAAGGUCAAGUCCCUAAUGAGCUCAAUUACUUGACUGCUCAAUCCUUUGCAGGGAAUCCGGGUCUUUGCGGCCCCCCACUUCAAGCUUGCACUUCCAACACCAAUUCAAACUCAAACUCAAAAUCAACUCUAUCCACUAUUAUAAAAAUCAUUCUCAUUUGUGUAGCCAUUCUUAUUGCCAUAUCAAUAUUCAUGAUCAUAUUCCUUACUAUUAAAAAGAAUGGUGAAUCAACCAGUACAUUAAAUAUGGAGGCUCCUCCUCCCAUGCGUUCAAAACCAAUGCCCGAGUCGAUACCUGAUCAGGGCUCUCCAGCUCGAAGCAAGAAGUCAUCAGAGGCAGCUGGAAAACUAGUGUUCUUGAAAGAAGAUCGAGAAAAGUUUGAGUUGCCCGACUUACUCAAGUCAUCCGCAGAGAUGUUGGGAAAUGGUUGCCUUGGAGCCUAUUACAAGGCUUGUCUUCCAUCUGGGAAGCCAAUGGUAGUGAAAAGAUUUAAGCAUAUGAACAAUGUCGGUAGGGAAGAGUUUCAAGAACAUAUGUGGAGGAUUGGGAGACUUAACCAUCCUAACUUGCUUUCUCCCGUGGCUUUCUAUUAUCGGAAAGAGGAGAAACUCACUAAGUUGAUCUAUGUAAUUUUUGUGCUAAAAAAUAUAGGCAAAGGAUCCAAAGAUCAACAAAGUCUCAACUGGGCGGGACGCUUGAAGAUUGUAAAAGGCGUCGCCAAAGGUCUUAUGUAUCUCCACACCGAAUUACCGAGCUUGAUAGUCCCUCAUGGUCACCUUAAGUCUUCCAAUGUUCUCUUAACCGAGUCUUUGGAACCGCUCCUAUCCGACUAUGCGUUGAUUCCAGUGGUCAACCCCGACCAUGCUCAAAAGAGCAUGCAAGCCUACAAGUCACCCGAGUACAAGAACAACAAUCGUGUCACCAAGAAAGCCGAUGUUUGGUGCCUCGGAGUUGUGAUAUUGGAAACCUUAACUGCUAAGUCCCCUGGAAGUGACGCUGACAUGGUGACGUGGGUGAAUUCUCUCGCGAAUAAGAACGCCACAGAGGUUUUCGAUAAGAAGCUGAUGGAAACCAAGCACAACGAGGGGGAAAUGACGAAACUUUUCAAAAUAGGGUUGUCGUGCGUUGAACUGGACGCCGAAAAGCGAUCCGACAUGAAAGAAAUUGUGAAAAAGAUUGAUGAGUUAAAAGAAUAAGAGAUGAUGUAGAUAGACUAGAGUUUUGCAUGGUGUAUCUACAAAAAAAAUAAAUUAUUGAUAAUUAGCCUAUUUAAU
Molecule: messenger RNA, 2266 nt
Organism: Impatiens glandulifera
Lineage: Eukaryota; Viridiplantae; Streptophyta; Magnoliopsida; Ericales; Balsaminaceae
Product: pollen receptor-like kinase 1
Exons: 3
Coding region: 380-2188 (602 amino acids)
Biological process (GO): protein phosphorylation
Molecular function (GO): protein kinase activity; ATP binding; protein binding
Source: RefSeq, a predicted model, not a curated record